AUGCCAACGUUGAGGGCCAUGGAGCUGAGUCGGCAACUGUGUGUGAAGAUGCGGAGGUCCAGGCGCUCGCAGGCCGCCUCUCCACCCGACACCCCGCCUGGCCUCUACAUCCAGCUGUACACGACCGAGCAGGAGCCCCUCUACUUCAAGGGCAACUGCUACACCGCUGAAGAGCUCUGCGUCGAGGCGGCCAAGAAGUGCUCAAUUUCUCCCUUAUGCUUCAACCUGUUUUCUCUCUGCAACGAGAGCGGCUUGUGGUACCCUCCAAACCACGAGUUUAAGGUCCCAGAUGACACCUGUCUGAAGUUGCAUUAUCGCAUGAGGUUUUACUUUAAAAACUGGCAUGGCACCACAGAAGGUGAGUCUCCGGUGUGGAGACACUGCAUCAGCAAACUCCGUGGCGGGUUGAGCCCGCAAAAGCAAACCCCUGAAGGAACUCCUCUGCUGGACGCUGGUUCGCUGGAAUACCUCUUUGCUCAGGGCCAGCAUGACUUCCACACAGACUUUAUUCCUUUGAGAGUGUCUCACUCAGAUACAGAGCAACAUGAUAUAGAAAAUGAGUGCUUGGGCAUGGCGGUUUUGGCCAUUACUCAUUAUUCUCUGAUUAUGGAAAUACCACUCACAAUGGCUUCGAGAGGAAUGAGUUACAAGAGUUUCAUUCCGGAGUCACUGAACCGCAACAUAAAGCAGCGCAACUUUUUGACCCGAAUCCGGAUCAACAACGUGUUCAAGAAGUUCCUGAGCGAAUUCAGCCAGCGCACGGUCAGGGAAAGCAAGAUCGUUCCUUACGACCUGAAGAUCAAGUACCUGUCCACACUAGAAGGUCUGACCCAGGGGAUGGGCACGGAGCUGCUGGAGCCUCUGUCCGUCUGCAUAAAGCACCAAGGAGAGCUCUGCAACGGCCUGGACCACGGGUACUACAUGAAGAACUACAUCCACACAACUCCACAGCAGAGUCUGGAAGCGAGCCAGGACAUACAGGUGUUAGUCACUGGCACCACUGGGAUCUCCUGGAGGAGGAAGCCUGUCUCUACCCACACUGGAUCCAAGGAAAAAGGAAAGUCUAAGAAGAGCAAGCAAGACGGCAAACAAAAAGUUUACCAAAAGGACAACGGGGGCUGGGAGGUGUUCUGCGAUUUCCAUGAGAUCACGCACACGGUCAUCAAGGAGUCCACUGUCACCAUCAAGAGACAAGACAACAAGAAAAUGGAGUUGCAAAUGGCCUCCCGAGAAGAGGCCCUGUCCUUCGCUGCUCUGGUGGAUGGGUACUUCAGACUCACAGUGGACGCCCAUCACUACCUCUGCAAAGAGGUGGCUCCUUCUUCAGUGGUGCAUGACAUCGAGAAUGGCUGCCAUGGACCCAUUUGUACGGAGUAUGCUAUCCAGAAGCUCCGUCAAGAAGGCAAUGAAGAGGGCGCCUACAUCCUUCGCUGGAGCUGUACCCACUACAACUACAUCAUUAUAACGGUUGUGUGCCGUGAGUUUGAGGGCCAGCCCAUGUGCCAGUAUAAAAACUUUCAGAUCGAGAAGCUGUGCCCCAGUGGUUUCCGUUUGUAUGGGACAGACACAGAGUGCUCCACUCUGAAGGAGCUGCUGGAGCAUCUAGAAGGACAAUACCUGCGAACUGACAACUUACACUUCCAACUGAGCCGCUGCUGCCCGCCUCAGCCAAGAGAGGUUUCCAAUCUGCUGGUGAUCUCCAAGGACCGAGCGCCGCUGCCUUCAGCCUCCACUCAGGAAAGCCAGCUCAGCUUCCAUCGGAUCCUGAAAGAUGAGAUAGUGGAGGGUGACCACUUGGGCCAAGGAACCAAAACCAACAUCUACUUGGGCAGGCUGAAGGUGAAAAGUGAUGAGGACGGGGACAUGGGUUAUUUCCAGGAGAUGAAGGUGGUCCUCAAGGUGCUGGGUGCUGGAGACAGGGACAUGUCUUUGGCCUUCUUUGAAACAGCCAGUAUGAUGCGACAAGUCUCACACAAACAUAUCGUGCUGCUCUACGGCGUUUGUGUCCGAAACCAGGACAAUAUAAUGGUGGAAGAGUUUGUCCAGCAUGGCCCGCUAGAUCAGUUCAUGAAGAUUCACUCACCGCUGAGCACAUCCUGGAAGUUUCAGGUGGCCAAACAGCUCGCCUCUGCGCUCAGCUACUUGGAGGACAAGAAGCUCGUCCAUGGCUUUGUUUGUGCCAAGAACAUCCUGAUGGCCAGAGAGGGACUGGCCAAAGAUGAAGAAGGACCCUUUAUAAAGCUCAGCGACCCGGGGAUCCCCAUCACAGUGCUGUCCAGAGAGGAGUGUGUGCACCGCAUCCCCUGGAUCGCUCCAGAGUGUGUGAAGAACAUGUCGUCUCUGAAUGUAGCGGUGGAUAAGUGGGGCUUUGGGACCACACUGUGGGAGAUCUGCUACGAUGGAGAGGUGCCGCUCAAGGACAAAAGACUGAUCGAGAAGGAGCGCUUUUAUGAAACGGAAUGUCAGCUGGCCACGCCCGACUACAGGGAGCUGGCCACACUCAUGAGCCAGUGCAUGACCUACGAGCCCAAGAAGAGGCCGUUCUUCAGGGCCAUCGUACGGGACCUGGACAUGCUGGAGGAGGAGAACCCAUGCUUCAAACCACUGCCGACAAACAUAGUAGACCCGACUAUAUUUGAAAAACGGUUCCUGAAGAAGAUCCGAGAUCUGGGAGAGGGACACUUUGGGAAGGUGGAGCUGUGCCGGUAUGACCCCCGCGGAGACAAAACCGGUGAACAAGUAGCGGUCAAGUCUUUAAAGCCCGAAAACCGCGGCGAGCAGGGAAACAACCUGUCCACAGAGAUCAACAUCCUAAAGGCUCUGUACCAUGACAACAUCGUGAAAUACAAGGGCAUCUGUCUGGAUGAAAGUGGCCAAGCUAUCAAACUGAUCAUGGAGUAUUUACCGCUGGGAAGUUUGAAGGAGCACCUCCCUAAAAACAAAAGCAAGACAAAACUGGACACGCUGCUGAGCUACGCGACGCAGAUAUGCAUGGGAAUGGACUAUCUGGGCUCUAAGAAUUACAUCCACAGAGAUUUAGCCGCACGUAACGUCCUCAUGGAGAACGAGCGCACGGUCAAGAUCGGAGACUUCGGCCUCACGAAAAGCAUCAAAGACAAUGACGGAUAUUACACCGUGAAGGACGAGAACGAGAGCCCUGUCUUUUGGUACGCUCCGGAAUGUCUGACCCACUGUAAGUUCUACCGCUCGUCGGACGUGUGGUCGUUUGGAGUGACCAUGUUCGAGCUGAUCACCUACUGCGAGUCGCUCAAGAGCCCCAUGAAUCUCUUUCUCAGUAUGAUCGCUCCCUCUCAAGGAGGGAUGACCGUGGUGAAGCUGGUCACCGCACUCAAGGAGGGGAAGAGGCUGCCACGUCCAGACAACUGCCCCGAGCCGGUGUAUGAGCUGAUGCGGCGCUGCUGGGAACAGGCCCCAGAGAAGAGGAUCAGCUUCAAGAGUCUGAUCCAGGAGCUGAGCAGCUUGCAGAAGCAGCCCACAGAGAACCACCACCUCAGCCCCUGA
This is a messenger RNA of Knipowitschia caucasica, 3522 nucleotides long. The record is from the annotation of a GenBank genome assembly. NCBI's taxonomy places the organism in Eukaryota, Metazoa, Chordata, Actinopteri, Gobiiformes, Gobiidae.